AGCUCAGUCGAGAUAUAAGAGGAAAAUAUUAGAGACAGUUUUGCCUUCUGGAUAAAUUGAUAACUCUCAAAAUAAAUGAUUUAUUCAAAGAUGUUGUAUCAGCGUUGUGUCUACACGGGAUAAAAGUUUCCUGAUCGUAUAUACUUUGAAAGUGUUACUUUAACAUAAAGGCUAGACGGUGUCGUUGUAUUCUACGGGUAUUGUAUGUUAAUUGAAGCUAUCGAAUUAGUCAAAUAAGAAAUUAGAUGAAAAUUAAACAGUCAAUAUUGUGUGAUAUGAAACGGUAGUGGAAUACAAAAGACCUAUUUGCGCCGUGAAUGUUAUAUGAUAAAACGAGCAAUAUUAGACAAAUAGCAAGUGAGCAUUAAAGUGUUCACGGGGUCUGUUUGGAGUGUUUGUUAAGAGCGAAAGGAAUAAAAGAGAUGAACGAUAUGGGAGAUGAUAGUUAUUAAAUAGUUUCACAUUUAAUGUUUAUUUCAUCCGCGGUACGCAGACGAAAUGUUAUAGUGUUGCAUGUGUAUAGGAUAUAUUUCACCGUUAAGUCCAUUUUCAAUCAGCAAAAAGAGCAUCAAUAAGUAUUUCUUUGGGAGGAACAAUAUUGGAAAUAGAAGUUUAGUGUUUAUUGUCUUACACAUUUUUUUCACAUAUUCUGGUAAUUAACAUACAACUGAAGUUGUUACCAUAUUUUCAUUUGAAGUCACUGUGAAGAGAUUGUGACUCCGGAAUAUACUUUUUUCAGUGUUUUGGAAUAAGUGCAUGGAAUAUCGGUUAUAAUGGAUCUACUUUUAUUUUGAUGCCGAAUGAAAGAUGAGCCUAGUCAAUUAAAAUGCCCCCGCGUGCUUGUCGGCUGCUGAUAUGGAUAACGACGUUUUGUUCAUUCGUCGUCGUCGGCACGGCAGACCGAGACUGUGACGUCACAUACAGCAGCCGAACAACUAAAGGAGCAAAAUUUGCCUCCCCAAAUUGGCCACAGGCUUACCCAAAUAACAAACGCUGUGUUUACAAAUUCGUUGGGCUUUCCAGUGAAAGAGUCAAAAUCAGAUUUAACAAGUUCAACCUGCAAGGAAUGUCACCAGAUUGCCGGAACGAUUAUAUAGACGUGUAUAUACAAUUAACCAGCCCAAACGACGCACUGCUUGACGCCGAACUGCUAGGCCGGUUUUGCGGUGACGACAUGCAGGAGGAUCUACCACAGCUGAUUAUUUCGACAAAUAACGUUAUAGUUAUCAUCUUCUUUUCUGACGGCACUAAAACUGACGAAGGCUUUCAGGGAUAUUUUGAAUUCAUUGAUGCUUCCAUUUAUAAUGUAGGGGCACUGGUAACGCCUGGUGGCUGCAGUUACACUAUCAACAGUAAAGAACGAAAUAAGGGCUACAUCGUCUCCCCAACUUACCCCGGCACAUAUCCAAACAACCUUCAUUGCACUUAUGAAUUUCAUGGAAUACCAGGACAAAGAAUAAAACUCACCUUCAACGAUUUUUCAAUUUUCCAUGGAGACGAUUAUUGCCCUUUUGAUUAUGUUAAAAUUAAAGACGGGCGACAACAAACUUAUGCCGAAGACAUUGGCGUUUUUUGUGGAAAAUACACUGACGUCACUUUGUUUUCGUCCAGAGAGUUUUUAUUCGUAGAAUUUGUGACUAGAAGUGGGCGUGUUAGUUUCGAUGAAAAUUCAUUGGAUGAUAUUGCUGACUAUAAGUUUGAUAGAAGUGGAUUUAACAUAUCAUAUGAAUUUAGUACCGAAUUCAUACGUUUUGAUUUACGCAUAACGAAAGAGGCUACACAUGUUACAGGAACCGAAUGUGAUGUUCGGAUAAUAAGUACGGGGGGUUCCGUUGGGACCAUCGAAUCACCGGGCUACCCGGGUGAAUUCCCUAAAAAUACCACGUGUAAAUGUUAUCUUGAUGGCGAAAUGAACCAGGGUCGCUUAGAAAAGGUGAACGUCGUAUUCAAAGAUUUCUUCAUAUCAGGUUCUAUACAAAACUGCAAAGAGGGUUUCCUUGGCGUCACAUACGAAGGUCACCGAAGAUCUACGGAAAUUGACGAAAAGUUUUGCGGUCAUCUAUGGCCACCCGAGCUGACGAGCCGAGAUCCUAGAAUGAUCCUCACGUUUGAUACGCACGGUGCUUCAAAAGCACGAUUUAUGUUACAGUACGAGUUCUUGUCCGAUUAUGCCAUACCCGGAAGACCAAUAGGACAAGAGGGCGAAUGCAACUUCCUGUUUGAAAGCAAGCGUUCGCAUUCAGGAACAUUUAACUCGCCACGUCAUCCUGACAACUAUCCGCCAAAUAUAGAAUGUGUAUAUAUAUUUCAACCAGAGUCCAGAAACGAAAAAUUGCUCAUUUCAUUCGACAUGUUUUCACUCAACCCAUCAGCGGACCCCUCACCUGAACAAAGUAGAGAUCCACAUAGCCGAAAGUGCCUAAAUACUACAGAUUUCCUCGAACUCUACGAGAUAAACGAGGCAGACCUAUCAGAAAAUCGCUAUUACGCGGUCAGUAUAUAUUGCGGGACCAAAUAUCCAGCACCAAUUUUAGCUCAUAGAGAGAUCAAGUUCAGAUUCAAGGCCAUGAAAAAUAACAGCUUUCAGGGAUUUAAAGCUAGGUACGAGUUUGUGCCAAAAUCCGAAUUACAAAAAGGUUGUGGCAUUAGUGAAAUAUUGAGUGACGGUAAGGGCGGCGUUAUCACAAGCCCGCGGUUCCCUCAGAAGUACGAAAGUAGAACAUAUUGUGAAUGGAAAAUAACAGCAAGUAGACCACAAAAUAAAAUAAUGAUCCAGCUUGAAACUUUUAAAAUUGAAGGAAAGAUGGUUAGAGAUGGAGGUCAAGGUUGUAAAAAUGCAGUUUUGAGAGUGCAGAAGGGCAAGGAGAUGAGCGAAAUAUGCGGCACAUUUAACGACAGUGAGCUUUCUAAAACUGCGAUCACGUCCGAUGGUGAUACGGAAGUUAUACAAUUUCUGACCUCCAGUGCAGCACUUGGUUUCAAGGGAUUUAAACUGACAUGGACCGAGCUACAUAUUUCAGGUGGACCUUGUUACGGCUUCAAGUGUCAGACAACCGGACAUUGUAUUUCACCUGACCUGAAAUGUAAUCAAUUGCCAAAUUGUGGUCCUGUAGACAAAUCCGACGAAAUAUGUCGGCCUUUGGCUAGCAGUCAUGGUCCGACGCCGGAGAAAGUGCAAGUUGUUCACAUUGUUAUUGGUACCUCAAUAUCUGUGUUCUUUUGUGUAGUUUUACUUAUCUGUGGAGUGUACCAUAGGAAAAAAUUCCGACCACGUGAUCGCCACUCUCCGGAAACUGAUAAUGUGGAGGUGCGUUAUGUAGCCGCCACUUCCGGAAGUAACACAACUGACAGAUUGCUCACUAUUGACAAAUCAGAAUCAAAUAGAUCUUCCGUACAGACUCCUGAAAAGACAGAAAUUGCUCGUGAUCACACUGGUCACAAUGCAGAAGUGAAAAAAGUAUUUAAUGAACAUGAAAACGGUCCGGGUGACCAGAAUUCAUUGAGACAUAAUCAUACUGUAAUUUCUCAGGAGAAACCAUCCACAUCUACGAACCCCCGUCCUGUGACUGCUCCAAAAAUUCAAAAAGUUUCGAUAGUUUGAUAAAAAUAAUUGUAGGAUUUUUCAAAUUUCAAUGAUGCUAAGUAAAUGCACGAGAAAAAUGUGCUUGACUUUUACGUGCAUGUUAUCGUAGUGCUACCCGGUGAAAAAAAAGACAGUUGCGUAAUGAAUUUGUAGCAAACGACGAAAAAGAUACAUAAAGGAAAGAGGGCGUUGACGCUACAAAAUGGCCAAAUCCUUCAAGAUGCAAGAACGAAAACCAUCUUAGCAGAAUUGCGACAGUGACAAUACAGUGAGGUAUUAGAUUUGUUAACCAUUACGGUGAGGAGUAGUUUUAUCCAAUCGAAAACUCGCAUUUGUUCACAGAUACCCAUUCCAUGUUAAGCCAUUCUCGGAAAUAGUAUCGUCUGCCCGAUUUUCACGUACCGCGAUCAAAUAUCCCAGAUGAUCCCUUUUAUAGUCACUUUGACUCGGACUACGUCACAUCUUAAAUAAGUUUGAAAUGAUGGCGUUUUAAAUGAUGUAAUAAUUUUAUAGAUUCUAAAUCUAACAUCAACAGAUCAUUGUAAAUAAUCAGCAUUGGCAGUAAAGUGUGAAUCAUUUUAUGAAGAUAUUAUAUCGACAAAGGUCGGGGUAGUUUUCUUGAUAAUUAUUAUUGAAUUAACUGUGAUUAUUAAGUUAUUACAUGUAAAAUGUACAUUCGUCAUAACAUUGAUAUGAGGGAAAAGGAGGUUCAUACAUUUGUUAUAAAAUGCUCGUUUAACUCAGUUGGUCAGAGCGUUUUUGUACUGAUAGCAAUAGAUGUUCAUCAUUUUGCUUAUUUUAUUAAGUUAGCUAUGUGUGGGUCAUAACAUGGCAGUUUGCGUUUGACACAGGUUAAGUCAAUACAGAAAUAAACAUGUAAUCAUCAACAGAUAUUAUCACAAUAUGUGUAUUAUAACACUGUUUGGUCUUUUAAUUUACAGGUUAUGUUUUCUUCUGAUGUGUGAAAUUAAGGUCUUGAAAUUCAGUUGUCGCCGACAUGUAUUGAAUUGUAAUACUUUUACUUUUGUCUUGCAAUGAAUGUAUUACCAUAAUUCAAGAGCAAACAUAGCUCUUGAUAUAUUGCCGGACUGCUCGACAAUUUGCAAAUGUAUUUGCUAUUUUGUAGUCUACUUUUUAUAUCUCCGACAUAUGCAUAAUAAGUCGAACAAAAUUCGAUAUGUUAAAUUAAUUCAGAACUAUAAACAGGUCUAUAAUAUCUUUAUGAAAUACAUUGUUUUGAUAGAUAUAUGUUCUUUACAUUGAAUAUAAACAGUGUUUAAGCAAUUUACAAGUUGAAUACUACUUUUAGACAUGUACAGUUUAAAAUUACCACAAGCGCUUAAGAACGUUUCAUGUUCGCUUAGUGCCAGUGUGAACUUCACAAAAACUGUAUAACUUGAUAACGGCUUGUCUUGCUGAGUAGUAUAGAACCAUGCAUUUUGUCAUACAUUAAAGCUGUCAUAGGUCAUAAAUUGAAAAUUGACAGUUCAACUGUUGAACAUAAAGUAUCUAAUUUUUACAUCGAAUUGUAGGGUCAAGUGUGUGUUGUGAUUUCUUCGUUUGUGAACGUGAUAACUAAUUCAUACUUAUAUCAAUGAAGGUUGUUCCCUUGCUCUGGAUUGUCCAUAUUUUGAAUAAAUCCAAUUUACUCGGAGCAGUUUGGACAGGACUGUACACCGCUGGGGAUAGUUAUUGCAAAACCACUGAAUCACUAUCAAAUUUGUUAUUCUGUUGCAGUUACUAACAAAAUAAACCUUUUCUAAAUUUCCAACAAUUUGCAAUACGUUUCAAGGUCUAAGGUCACUGACAAUUAUCCACAACAAAUUUUGAAGAAAUCUGAGAUCGACAUAGUCGCUCUGGACCUCCUGCUGUAGAGAGUGUUUGCGUUCAUAUUUCAUUAAAAAAAAAGAAUUUAUUUUAAAAAGGCCAUAUGCUUCUUUAAUAUAAAUCAUCUUGUUUGAACAGGAUAUGUUACAUAUAUUUAAACAGCUUUGCAUAUGCGAUGUGUUCAGAUAUGUCCGGUAUAAUUCUCAUAUAGUUUUUGUAUUUUUUCUCUUUUUUUCUCUUUUGUUUCUAAAGGAAGAGUGCUCUAGACAGUUUAUUCCUAUCCUUCCAUAAUUGCAGAAAUUUUUGCUGUAUUAUCUAAGGUAACAUAAAAAGGUUUUUAUAUUACCUGCGCAAAGAUUAAUGGUCACGGUUUUAAUUUCCACCAGAACUACUUCUUUUGUUCAUUUGUAUCUAAAGAAUAAACAGCUCGGUAUUGAUUUAACAUGUCUGGAAGAAUCGGACAUUAUCAAAAUUAUUCAUAGCAAAAAAUGCAAAAUGCAAAGCACCAAGAUCGUAUAUCUUAAAUUAGCUUAAAUUUGCAGAGUGUCAUUCUAUUCAUUACAAAUUGAAAUACAUAAUUUAAAACAAAUUGAAAUAUAUACAUUAAAACAAAUUGAAAAACAUGCUUUAACAUUUAGCCUCCUGGCGGCAAAUGAUCCUGCCUUUGCAACUAGUGCAGACCAAGAUCAGCCUGCACGUCCGUGCAUGCUGAUCAUGGUCUGCACUGUUCGCUAUUCAGUCAGUGAAUUUUCAGUCAUCACCCCUUUGAAUAAUAAGUGGUACUGCCCAAAUUGAAGGGUGGACCAGUCCAUUUAAGAAAUUUAGCACGCUAAAGGUUAAAAUACAUGUACCUUCUAUAAUUUCACUAUUAUUGCUCAUUUAUUUAUCAAAGGGAAUGGCAAGAUUGUUUGAAUGUUUAUUAGUCUGCUUGGCCGUCAAAAUCCUUAAAAGCAGGGAAAUAUUUUUGAAAACUAAAAAUGACAAAGUUAUGUUGUUUUUUUUUUAGAUAUAUUUGACGUCAGUUCGUUUCCAUUGCAAAAGUAAAAUGUAGUAAAUUCAUUUUAUUUUAUAUCUACAUUUAAACGAUAUUUAGUUAAUUCUGUAUUAAUUCUAGGACAAUCUAGGACACAAUAUAAUAUAAUGGUUAUUAAUUUAUGCAAGGGCAUUUGCUACAUUGAAAACAGAACAUUUAGCAAAUUUUUAAUGACGAUAGACCUGUCUUGGUUAACUGCUUUAAUUUAACUCCAUCUGUAUGUUGGUUUGAUUGUGAAGUUGUGAAUGGUUAAAAUAAACUAACUGUUAUGCACAACUUCCCUCAGUUUCGUCUGUUGUAUGAUUCACGAAAUUGCGUAUUUAGAUUUAAAUUUAUCAUAGUAGUAUAAAACUUUGUAAGAUAAAUGGUGCAAUUAUUUAUAAAACUGUUUCAUGUUUAGUAAGUUGUAGGAUCUUUUAAGACAAAAGGAAAGUAAUAAACUAUGUAAGAUUUACUUUUAAGCUCUAGGAAAAAAUAUUUACAAGUAGAUGUGGUAGAUUAUUCUUGUUCCAUAAACUUAGUUAGGAUUUUAGUACGCUUUUUGUGUUGCCUUUUGUUAAAUAUUUUGUUAUUCCGAUUCAUUUGACAAUAAAUACAAAGCCACUAACACCUGGGGUAUUCCUGUACCAUUAUCGUUUUGUUACAUAACUGUUUGAACUUUGGAUGAUCGAUUAAGGACCAUUUAUUUUUUUGUUAUGUUUCCGUUUUAAUGUUCUAUUUCUUUUUUUUUCUUGUUUUUCUUUUUGUUUUCAAAACGGUAUGUUGUAAUUUCAUUACAUUUUCCUGUGACGAAAGUACCUGAAGGCCAAACUAUUUUGUGACAGUUUCUUUCUUAUCAGUAGUAUACAUAUUAAUGGCCAUUAGACAUGAAACAGAUCAUGUUAUAAUUGCAUCAUUUCUUCGAUGGUGCCUUUAUACAUCAUGUAUAUACAUCAUGUGUAAAUAUUCACUGCUACAUUUUAUACGAACAUAAUGUUUUCAUUAAUAAUAUUAUGUAUAUAUCGUUUUUGUCACUGACAUAAUUUGAUUAUCGCUUUAAAUUCAUCUUCUCUUUACAUUUUUGUAAAUAAAAUUGGAAUAGGAAUGCAUUACCUGGGUCGGUCGAUAAGAGAACAUGUUUUAAGGACAUUGUCACUUAAUAAUAACAUACUAGAUUGUUUAAAAUGAUUUAAACUGUUUGCUUUUUUUUUUUGGUGUUCAUGCAAAAACUAGAAACGAAUAUAUCGUUAUUAAGUUUUCAAUCUAAGAUACAUCUCAAAAAAUAUAUUUGUGUUGUCAUGACAAUCAAAAUUCCAAAGCAACAAUACACCGUGUGACGACAGGGCUUUAUAGCAAAUGAAAUGAGAAAAUAAAUGUAUCUUUCAACAUGUUUUCGAAAAGUCUACAAAUAUUCAAAUUUAUUGUAUUAUUGAAAGCGAUUUGCAAAAUUUCUUGUAUAAAUGGCAUGUAGUAAACAACGGCGACGUCAGAAUUAAAUUAUCUUAGAUCUUCAGAUAGUGAGGACAACUUCUUCACUUUUUCAAAUUAUGAAGUUAAUAGAAUGGUCUUCAAAAAUAUUCUGUUAUCCUAAUUUUGGUUGCAAGUUUUGUCGUGAUGGAACGAUCUACAUGCUAAACGUCCCUUGCUGUCAAAAAUAAUCCUCAUGCAACCUUAUUACAUAUACAUUAAGGUUGCUGUCCAAAAAACUAAUCUUUUAGAAGACAGUUACAGGCAAAUGUGGCGAGGAAAUUAUGCAACAUUGAAUGCGAUACCAUUAUUGUUUGUAAUUAUUACUGGUUCUUAUAAAAAUGAUGAAUGGUUAAAGGUUUUGCAAGAACACGAGUUGUUUGACUGUGUUACAUGGUGAUAGUGAAAUAAAGAUAACACUUUCUUUACAGGCAAAUGUAGGAGUGAACUUGUAUUACUAGUUUUUUUGAAUUUGCUGUUCUUGUUUUGCGACGGAUAUUAUAUUAUCUAAUUUUACAGAAAAUAUCUAAGGCUGUAUGAAGAGAGUGCAUUGUCUGAUUGAGUUGCAUUAUUUUAAUUAGAUUGUCACGAAGCCUUAGCGAGAUAAAAUGUAUUGUCCGAAUGAAAAUAUUUUACUAAACUUUUGAUUAAAUGUAUACAUUUUGAUAUAUAAAAUUGUUUCAAAAAUGUAUUUUAAACAAGGAGCUUUGGGUAAAAGUCAAACUGUCCAAUUCGAUUUAUUAGUAACUGUAAGUGAAAAUAAUGUGAAACGAAAGUAAGUGUGUUACUUCUGGAAGUACAUGUUAUUAUUUUAAAAACAAUCGUGUGAUCUAUGAAAUAAGUUGUAAACAUGUCGCUACUGCAUUAGACACACAGUAAAACGUGCUGUUAAACAGCUUACGCCAAACACUGACUUGAAUAAUAUUGUUGUUUCAUUUUUUUUUAAAUAUUUUGUAAACUUUGCUAUAUGAUUUCACCAUUUUGAAAUUUUGAAGUUUAGAUGUAAAUAUGAAGGAAUGGCUUUCUGAUAUUAGGAAAUUAUUUAUUUACUCAGUCAUGUCUUUACAUUCUAGCUUUAUCCACUCUUGCGUUAUACUUUCAUUCUUGUCACGUGAUUUGAUAUAAGUGCUUAGUGUACUGUUAUUGCGUUUUAGAUAUUUAUUAUGAAAUAGAACUGUUGUAAGAUGUGUAGAUUUAUAACAAAAUGGAAUAAAUAAACAUAUCAAAAUAUA
Mercenaria mercenaria is the source of this 9121-nucleotide messenger RNA. RefSeq names its product dorsal-ventral patterning tolloid-like protein 1. The record is from RefSeq and is a predicted model, not a curated record. Gene Ontology annotation, molecular function: serine-type endopeptidase activity; protein binding. NCBI's taxonomy places the organism in Eukaryota, Metazoa, Mollusca, Bivalvia, Venerida, Veneridae. The transcript has 18 exons. Gene Ontology annotation, cellular component: plasma membrane. Bases 827 to 3601 code for a protein of 924 amino acids.